UGUCCCUGCCCGCAGCAAGUGCUCUGUCUGCUAAAGCAACAGUUGCUGUCUACACCCGUUAGAGAUAUCGCUUUGUUUGCUCUCCAUAUCUCUCUGUGGUGUAAUUUCCGACUUGUUUGUGCAACUACAGCCGAGAGACGGCCGGUGCUGUAUAGUAAUGAUACGGUCUAUGUUGUCCAUCCUGAUGACAGCAACGAUUGUUGUUGGCUCGCUGCGCGUAGAAGCUACAGUAAGAACAGAGACUGAUAAACGAUGUGUCGAACGCCAGUGCAAGACAGCUGAGGACUGUCAAACGCACGAGUGCUGCUUGAAGAAAGAACCGAGACGCCAGUCGGAAUUCUACUGCAUGCCUCAGCAGAUACUCAAUCAGGCAUGUGAUCCAAAGUUCAUGUACACUUGCGCGUGCAAAGAUGGACUCGAGUGUCGGCGGCGGAAUGAGAAAGGGCGCGAUCACCCUUUUCACAAUCGAUCACAAGGUGUCGAAGUGCCUCCGUGCGGUGUAAACCGUGCAGGCUGGAAAAGGAGAGAUAAGUUUGUCUGUACAAAGUCGACUGCUGUAGCAAACACGACUACUCGCUUGCCUCAAAAGCAACAAGGUGGGCCAACUGAGCUGGUGGUUGUCGUUGUCGGUGAGACGACCGAGCCUCCAACCACCUCUCUGCUAUCAGCAGACGAAGUCCUAGCACAAGGAGGUGAGGGAACUUGUAGAUGGUUCACUACACCAGUCAGCGAGUGUCCAUCACCUUGUCAGGGAACGGUGUCGCGCAACGUGUUCUGCUUGUGUACGCCACCCAACGGCGUUGUCAACGCGGAGGAUGCCAACUGCGAACGUGAUGAUGCCAACGUGAGCAAGCCUGUGUCAGAGCUCACUUGUGAGGUUGGAUGCCCAGACACCGCAAGAGUGACACCAUCCACUGAUCUGGGAUCAGCAUUCGAACCGACCAUUGCCCUUAACUUCGAUCCAACCGAGCCAACUGAGCCUCCUACCACUAUACGUCUACUUACUGCAGCACAAAUUAUAGAAUUAGGAGGUGGAGGGACUUGUCAAUGGAAUGCUGGUUCAUUAUCUGAAUGCUCCAGUACAUGUGCUGGAGUACAAACUCGCAGUGUCUUCUGUUUGUGUACUCUAGCCACUCUACUUCAAGUCAGAGGGACGACAGACAAUUGUGAGCGCGAUGAUUCCAGUAAAAGACCAGAGUCGGAGAUUCCUUGCGGGGACGUCUGCCCAACUGUAUCAUCUUCUGAACCCUCAACAGUUCCAGCUUACACAGAAACAGUUCCAACUACCACAGCAACAGUUCCAGCUACCACAGCAACAGUUUCAGCUACCACAGCAACAGUUCCAGCUACCACAGCAACAGUUUCAGCUACCACAUCAACAUUCCCGGUUUUGUUUACAGCCGAGAUGGUCAUAAAUCAAGGAGGUGGAGGAGCUUGCACGUGGGAUACGAGGGAGCUGUCAGAGUGUUCAGCAACGUGUAGUGGCAUUCAAACCAGGGAUGUCGUCUGUUUGUGCACUUUGUCCGAUCGCCGUGUCGUGCAGGCAACCGAGGAUAACUGCGUGCGUGAUGUGCCCGGCAGCAAACCAGCAUCAGCCGUACCCUGUAGUCCAGACUGCCCCAUAGCCUCAACAAUUACAUCGACGCCAUCUGGUUCAACAACUAGAACACCAACACGACUUGGAACGCCAACACGACGUUCUACUGUCACAAUGACAGCUCGCUCGACAACCACCGCAACAUCUACACCGACCCUCACAUCUCACAUUUCCACUUCAACUCCUUCAGUCGAUGCAACUACAAUGACUAGCAUUCUUGUCACUGCUAACGCCGUGCUAGCACAAGGAGGUAGCGGUACUUGCAGGUGGAUUUCCGGGGCUUAUUCCCAAUGCUCGGCAUUGUGUCAAGGAACGCAAACUCGGACGAUCCUCUGUAUCUGCAUUUUGUCUACAAAUGAGAUUGUCAAAGCCACAGAAGACAACUGUCUCCGUGAUGACCACGACGCAAAACCCAACCCAGAGCGCGCCUGUGGCAAAGACUGUCCAACAACCGCUCCAACAACCUCUCCAUCCACAACACCUACUGAACAACCAACCUCAGACUGCCCGACAGUUGAUAUUCGAAGAACUCGAGAGUGUGACCUUACUCAGUGUGAUGACGAGAGCGACUGCUUUGAUGAGGAAUGUUGCCUUCAAGUAACUAUUACACACCCAAAAGACUCUGCUCCUCGAUUUUAUUGUUUCCCGCUACUUCAACUUGGCGAUGUCUGUGACGUAGAAGCAAAUUGGACUUGUCCCUGCAGGCCAGGCUUGCAAUGCCAAGACGAUAGAAACGUAGUGGCACGAAGUCCUCGUAAGAAGAAAAAGGAUGAGUUCUACAAGCAGAGACCGCAAGUAGAAAUAAAGAAAUCGGACGAGUGUCCCCAAUUAUCUAGGAAGAAACCAAAAAGACAUAAAAAAACGAAACAUGAUGCUACCUGCACUGCAAUCACAAGUGCAAAGCCAACAGUUGUGCCAUCGACCACCGGACGGUCAAUCCCAAGAUGUCCGAGUCCACCAUCACGUCCGUUUCCACUAACUUCGUGUAGAAUCAGCAGAUGUAGAAAUGACAAUGAUUGCAGACCUGACGAUUGCUGUCUAAACGUGGAGUACGAACAAGGCAAAGGAAAACACAAAAUAAAAGGAAUGACGCCAUUCUGUGUGCCUCUAGUGGACAAUGGUGGAGCAUGCGAUCGAGAAAGAAAGUGGAGUUGCCCUUGCAGAGAUGGACUCGUAUGUACACAACAGAGUGACAAGAAAGGAAAAGAUCCCAAGGACUCCAGUAAACACCAUAGACCAAAAGUUACUAUGAAAUACGAGGGUUACUGUCCGACCUCGUCAACUAAACGGAAAGCACACAAAGAUGUUCCGACUUGCCAAAGGCCUUCACUAGGAAGAUCACGAAGAUAUUCGGAGCAUGAAAAUAAUAGAGUGAAAAGAAAUCCAGUCGUCGUAUUUGCGUCAGACUAGCUUGCACAAUCUAGUCAACUGUCGACACAUCUUGUUCACUUUGAAAACACAAGUCUAGAGAAGUAGUGAACGUUUGACAGGACGUGUCGUGCAUCUCAUCUGCCUGCUAUACACAAAUAGCUUUCUACAGCCCACUUUACUAGACACCGCUAACUACAUAUUUACAUCUAAUUAAGUUGUUAAUUAAUAGAAAUCUUCAAAGAUA
Molecule: messenger RNA, 3212 nt
Organism: Corticium candelabrum
Lineage: Eukaryota; Metazoa; Porifera; Homoscleromorpha; Homosclerophorida; Plakinidae
Product: mucin-2-like
Exons: 10
Coding region: 158-3007 (949 amino acids)
Source: RefSeq, a predicted model, not a curated record